ACUUGGCUCGGUUAGGCUGCUGAUUAGCAACAAACAGAAGGUUACGAGUUUAAAAAAUUGUAUAAUUCGGCCGCCGGACUGGCUUUGAGGCAACGAGAGCGGUAUGAACUAUGUCGGGUGUGUAACCGGACCUUGUUGGGCCGCUUUUGAGAAGACCUCGUGGUGAUUUGCAACAUUUCUGGCAGCUCGCGGAGACAACCUCGCUUUUAGGUCGUUCAAGUGGCGAUGCUGCGCUGAUAGCUGCGUCAUCAUGUUGCUUCCGACUCGAGUUGGCGAAAAGAAAUCUCAAGUUAACGCCAGAGGUGAGGCUGCCCGCCGUCAUCCAGCUCCGGAGGCCACUCCCGACGCCUGAAAUAGAUGGAAGACGGGCUGCUGGUGAGCGGUUGGCGGUGAAAGCCUGUUUACGUGGUCGCGGUGUAACUGGUGACUUUACAUCACUUGGCUCGGCGUUGUUGGCGCGAGACUCUCCUGGCUGCAUUUAGUAUCCGCACUCGGAUGGACAGGGAAACAUUUCUGUUGAUGUUGCGUAGCGAUAGAAACCGCAAACGUGUGCAGAGAUACGACCAAAUGCUCCCCCAAACAGAAAGUGGAAGUGUAUUGAUAUUUCAGGGAUGUUAGCCACAGCUGUUUGCCCGUUGAGAAGUGAUGCCCUCACUGACAGCUAGGUUACAAAGCAGGACCCUCCUGUGAAAUGCUGCUGGCUCCCAUCUGCUGGCGACUUUCUUUUGUAGCUAUAAAAGACAUAAACAAGCUUUUGUAAACCAUUAUGAGCGACGUAACGGUUCAUUUUUAGCUAAUAAGCUAAUUUGUAGCCGUUAAAUCGGAUAUGUUAGACUGUUAGCAGGGUGUCAGAGUGUUUUGUUGGGACUUUUAGGGGGUCUGUUGUCUGCUGUCACCGUAUCCACGUGGACUUUGUUUCAGGUCGGUGCGUAAAGUUUGGCACACAGCACCGGACUGAUUGCUCCAGAGAGGAAGCGGCUGCUGCACCUCUCAGCCUGGGCAAAGUUUCACACCAGACUAUAAAAAAAGCGUCUAAAAAUGGCAAGCGACUGCACACACACCAAUUCUCAUUACACGAACACAAAGUCGUUUUGUCCGUCCAAACCCUGGUCGGAUGGAGACAGAGAGAUAGCUGGAGAGAUGGAGCCAGCCGGGAACUCAAAAGGGCGUGGACUUCCCGCACGGUGUUCGCCCAACUUUGAGAUGAUAGAUGGGCUUCUGUACCGCAAGAAGCUGGAAAGGGGCUUCAUCAACUACAGGGAGGUGUUGGAUGAGGACCGGAGGCAUGAGGCCGUCUCCACCUUUCACCGGCGGCGGCUUGGCCAGCGCCACCUCUCCAUGGAGGAGACCUACAAAUGCGUGGCUGAAAACUACUGGUGGGAAGGGAUGUACUUCCAGAUCAGAGACUUUGUCCUGAGCUGUCCAGAGUGUCAAAGCCAGCGCACCAAGAAAACAGAGGAGCUGGGUGGCAGAGGAUGUGUCACAAAGACGAUAGUGUCACACAGCGCUGACAUGCUGAGCAAGCUGAGGAGUCAGCGUGAGGCAGGGCUCUUUUGUGACAUUACACUGCGGACGAACGGGCGAUCGUACUCGGCCCACAGAGCUGUCCUGGCAGCCGUCAGCGAUCACUUCCAAGAAAUCUUCACAGAAAUGGACUCGAGCAUGAAGGCAGACAUAGAUCUCACUGGUUUUAGUGAGGACAGCCUAUUGUCCCUGCUGGAUUUCUCCUACUCCUCCACUCUGUGCGUCCGCCAAGAGGACCUACCUGAAGUCAUCGCCAUGGCCCGCCACCUGGGCAUGUGGCCUGCAGUGGAAGCCUGCUCCGCUCUCCUUAAAGAGCAGGAACAACAGCUCCAUCCUGGCAAGGGCUUUUCCUCAGCAUGUCACGAGCGGCACCACCAACAGAGGGAAGGCAAAAGGAAAAGAGGUUUGGGAUUAGAGGACAGUAUGAACGACGGUUUCAGCCUAACGCUGGAUGCAUCUGAUGAGUCUGUACAGGGAAGUCCAAGGCACAAUUUGCGCAGGACACCGAAAUCCCAAGGCCAUAAUGGACUCCCUCUGAGCCCAUCGCACAGGAUGAAGCUCAUGGACUUUAAAUCUCCCUCUUCUAAGAAAGCUUCCACACCUCGAGAUGCCAUGGGCACCCCACAAUCACAGAACUACUUGCGUAUAUCACCAUCAAACACCCGUCUUCUCCGCUCCACUCCAGGGGCUGCCAAGAAGGUUCAGAGAUUGCUACCCAUGCCAGAGAGCCCUCGACGAAACAGAAAACCUCACCCUAUCACCCAGCUCUCCCGCACCUCCAGAUCAAGGGUUACAAAGAUUGGUGGGUGUAGUCCUGCUAGGGUAAAGCAGGAAGUAGAUGAGGUUGGAGAGGAUGAACAGGAUUAUGCAAGAGCACAGGAGAAGUACAAGCUGAUGAAUGUUCUUGGAUUACAAAGGACUGCCCUCCUCCCCAGACCAGAGGAUCUGAUUGGUUGGAGACAAAAGAAACGGCUGAGGAAGCUGAAGGCCAACAACUAUUCACUGACAAAGCGCCGAAAACCACGCUCCACCUCCCCAGGACUAGCAUUUGGGGCUGUGACACUGGCACUUCCCCUCUGUAACCCCGUCAACAGUCACCUCCUCAGCAAGUCAGUAAAGGGCAAGCCUGUGGGCCCAGUCAGCACGGAGCAGAUGACAGCAAAGAGGCCAAAGAGUGUACAGCGACCUGUUCCUCCAAGUGACAGGAGCAUGCGGAGUAAAGGCGUGUUACCAGACAUGUUCCAGCCUGCAUCCAGGCCUUCCUUUGGGGGGAGGGAACUUAGACGGUCAGUGAGGAAUGGUGACAGCGCUCACCUUGCUGCCCAGCAGCCUUUGCGACGUAACACCAACAAAACUCUAGUAAGAAACACAGUCAGGAUCAAGUCAGAACCAAGUCAAUACUCUAUCUCAGGUUUCCCUCUUUCAUCAAACAAUCGCUGCAGUCACACACCUCUCAAAUCACCACCUCCGCACAGGACACAGGCCAGAAAUAAGGUCACCGUAGAGACUGUAAAAACACUGCGCUACAACAAAAGCCGACCAGUGGCGAAGGCCAAGCUCAGGCAGGGCUCUACGAGGGAGGUGGAGAAGACAAAGUGUAAGCCCAGAGAGGAGGGGAGGAAGGUAGGGGUCAUGGACACUAGACCCAGAGUGAAGGUUAAUGAACCUGGUGGGCUCCAGUUUGCAGAGCACGCACCUCCGCCGUCCAUCUACAACCACCCCCUGUACAAAGUCAUCAAAGAGGAGCCAGCAGAUCCCGUGCCAGUUGCACAUUUCUCUGAUCCUCCCUCCCCAGACCUGGGCAAGCGCCAGAGCAAGCCCCCCAUCAAAUUACUGGACUCAGGCUUUCUGUUCAGCUUCUGUCGACCAGCAGGAGGGCCGAUGGCGGGACUGAAGAAAGAGGAGGAGAGCGUUGAUAUAUGCUUAACUCGUUCUGUGUCACAAGUUGGGGAGAAAUUUGGAGCGGAGGACUCCCCUCACAGGGCACUGAGAGCCAGAGGGCCACCCACCCUGCCUGUGGUGAAGAAGGAGAGGAAGGAGAGGAGCGUGAGCCAAAGCAAGGUUAAGAGACCCAGGCCAAACUCCCGAAACGGCACCCUUCACCUGGCCAGAUCUGCUGGGUCAAAGGCCAAACGGACCAUACCAAAGCAAGGUAAACUCCCUCUGAGCAGCAGGAGCUGUGUCAUGAUGGACGCCGUACGUCGGGCAAGGCUAAAGCAGCUCCGAGGACCUCGUAGUCAAGUCCCCAAUGCCCCAAAAGCCCCCCAUGCCUGUGUGCAGUGCUCAGCCUCCUACAAGGACUGCGACGCUCUAAUCAUGCAUCGCCUCAGGCACAUCGAGGGCAAGCACUGGCCAUGUCCGCUCUGCAGUAAGACGUUCUUUCGACUGAGGAAUGUACGGAGCCACAUCCGCACCCAUGACCCCAAGUUGUACAAAUGCCGGAGCUGCAUCGCUGCCGGUUCCUGAGGCAGCUAGAGGGUCUGCCCAGGGAGCGAUACUGAGGAUGAAGGCUGUCAGUGUCUGACACCAGCGAACAGACUGAAGCCAGAGGCACAUGAUCGAUCAGCAGCUUGUAUAUAACGCAUCCGUCACACACAAGCACAACGGUCUGUGGAAAGGCAUAAUUACUCGGAUUCUAAUUAUCGCCGUCGUCAAUGAUCGCUAAUGUUAUUUAAAUAACCAAACCGAGGUUGCUGGUCCUUUUGCGUUUCCGUAGCUACAGAAGGUUAAACUUGAACAUUACACUCAGGGGGUGGGGAAUGUGAUGCCACGGUAUAAAGUGAUUUAACGUCACAGUUGUGUAUAAAAUGAAAGUGAUUGUUAUAACUAUUACUGCUACGUAUUGUUAUUAUUUUUCUAUGUAUAGAUGACUUUUGAGUGCACUUAUAUCAUAGCUUAUGUUGUAAACCUAAGAAGUGGUGAUGAUUUUGAAGGUUUGGAGUUCACGGCGGGAAUACUUGAAGUGAUGCAAGCGCUGGAGGGAAUACUUGAAGUUGGCAGGGGGUCUUAGGAGAGAGACUGUCCUUUGGGUGUUUCAGUGGGUCUUUGUCCUUUGGUGUGCUAACUUUUAAACGACUCUACCGAUCUGUCCCUCCUUUCUUAUCGAUCUGCUAGUCUCUCACAGCCUGUGAGUCUGGGGUUCGACUCGGGGCUGUUCACCACUGCAUGUGUAUCUGCAGGCCGUUUGUGGUCCGUGUCUUUUCUAAGACUGCCAAUUUUAAAAAGGGAAAAUGUGUCUCGUUUUUAAUGUGAAUUUCUGAAUAGUAAUCAACACAGCUCUGUCAUUACAGAUGUUUUAUUGAUCUCCUGUUCCACUUUGAUCCGAGUUCGACUCGUUCGACUUCAAAUCCCCCUCCUACUGAAUAAAUGCAAUGUGUUCACAUAAAGAGAUGUUUGUUUCACAAAUUGAUUUUAGAAAUAACUGAGCUGUCUAUCGCUGUUAAAAGACUGAAUAAAUUUUUGCCUUUUA
Epinephelus lanceolatus (giant grouper) is the source of this 4993-nucleotide messenger RNA. RefSeq lists its product as uncharacterized. NCBI's taxonomy places the organism in Eukaryota, Metazoa, Chordata, Actinopteri, Perciformes, Serranidae. Gene Ontology annotation, biological process: regulation of transcription by RNA polymerase II. The record is from RefSeq and is a predicted model, not a curated record. Gene Ontology annotation, molecular function: protein binding; RNA polymerase II cis-regulatory region sequence-specific DNA binding; DNA-binding transcription factor activity, RNA polymerase II-specific.